GAGGGUGCGUGUGUAUAGUUCCGCUCCGGUACACAGGAUAGACGCGCAGAAGUGAAGAUGGCUGUGUUUUACACGAGGUGCCUCCAAGACCUUCCGAAAAUUACCAUCACGGAUGUACACCGGAUAGUCCAAGCGGCCAGCUCAACCCCGAGGAGCAAAAGGGAGAAAGGAUAUAAGAUGUAUAUAUCCAGUUACAUCGACAACUAUGAAGAUUGUCUUUGAAGACCGUGUACCAGUGGACAUUGCAGUGGCAGAGUGCUCCUGUGUGGCUGGGACAGCCCUCUGCAACCACAAUGUUGCACUACUGUUCCAGACUGCGCACUACUCCACACUGAACCUGGCUGCUGUACCCCCAGUCCUAAGCUGCACAGAAACAGAACAACGCUGGCACAAGCCAAGAACCAUGGGUGUAAAACCAGGCCGCGUGAGUGACAUGGUGUUCUUAUCCUCCAAGCCAAAGCAGUUUACAGUUGCUGAUGGUGUAAGGAGUAAACGUUACAAGGCAGUGCGAGGGGAGCUGCCAGAUCCAGAUGUCCUUAAAGUUGAUGAGCAGUACCAGGACUUCACUGCAGACAUCGCUCCACUCAUCACCACCAUGGCCAUAAGUGCAGACGUCCCGCUGGUUGAUUCAGCUUUUGGGAAAGUCCAGGCGGGUAGCCCCAUCUCCUACCAGCAUCCAGUACCAGUGAGCCGGGUUGUUGUACGCCAUCCAGAUGCCCCUCUGCCACCACCUUUACCUUUAGACAGUUAUAGGCUGGAGCCUACUAACUGCCAGUUUGUGUGCACUCACCAACAACACCUCCAUCUGCAGUCACUUGCCACUACAUUUGACAUGGCAAAAGAUUUCAGUGCAGUCGAGCACCACCUGCGUGUCUGGGAAAGCUGAAAUCUCAGGUGGAAGGUGAGCUCUGACAACUUCAGGGGGGAUCCACAGACGUUGGCUUCCUAGCAGGAUGUACAGGAAGUGUGUACAGGUGGAAAUAAUCCUGCUGGCUGUGGUGCGGUGAAUGCCAAACCGUUCUGCAAGAUCUACUACAUUUGACAUGGCAAGGAAAAUGGAGGUUGCCACCAGGGAGCAGAGCAAACUCUGUGGAGUGGCACCGAGUCAGGAGGCCCAGAAUAACUUCCUCCCGAUUCAGGGAAAUAUGCCAUGUCAGAGGUCAGAGUUCUGCAGAAAUCCUGUCACAAAGGAUUCGAAAGGGAGUGGAUCAAACUGCUGCAAUAAAGAGGGGCAACUGGAACCGGUUGCCAUCCAGGAGUACUGCCGGAUAAAAAACACAAAUUACUGGCCUUGUGGUUUUGUCAUCCACCCAGAUGCCCCCUGGUUAGGGUCAUCUCCUGAUGGUCUGGUGUUUGACCCGACUUAGAGCCCACCCUUUGGAUUGGUGGAAAUUAAAUGCCCCAAUGCAAAAAGCUACGUGGACUGUAGUUACCUGAAAAUGAAGAGUGGCACAAUGAAAUUAAAGCAGACUCACAGCUACUACUGGCAGGUACAAGGCCAGCUCCUACUUACAGGUAUGGAGUGGUGUGAUUUUGUUGUAUUUGCAGAGGAGGAUAUUCUUAUUCAGCGCAUAUAUAGAGACUGUGAAGUGGCUAAAACCAUUAGAGAGAAGGGAGAUUAUUUCUUUUUUUAUUUUUACAUGACCGUGUAAUGACUUCUCACCACUUUUUGCAGUUUGAUAUCUCACUAAAACAGUAAAUUUUUCUACGAACUAAUUAUACUUCAAUGAGUUUUGAUUAAUUGUUAAUAAAUCUUAAAUGUGUUUUGA
Molecule: messenger RNA, 1769 nt
Organism: Astyanax mexicanus (Mexican tetra)
Lineage: Eukaryota; Metazoa; Chordata; Actinopteri; Characiformes; Acestrorhamphidae
Exons: 4
Coding region: 206-886 (226 amino acids)
Molecular function (GO): zinc ion binding
Source: RefSeq, a predicted model, not a curated record